CAUCUUCGAACCCUCGCAGGUUUCGCCAAUGCCCCAUCGAUGCUUGGGAAUACUGGACAUUACCCAGAUCAUCUGCGAAGACCUCUUUGAAGAGGAUUACUUAGCCUCACUUUCCUCUUUGGCUGCCACAUGCUCGUACAUAUCCGAUACGGCUUUGGAUGUGUUGUGGAAGGAACAGAACUCCUUAGUGCCUCUUCUUCGCACGCUUCCAGAAAACUUGUUGACCGUGGCGGGCAACGGGGAUUCAGAAGUAUACAUCGACGAACUAGACGACCAGACACUGACACUCGUAAACAAAAUCCCUGCAACCGCCUGGACUCGCAUUCAGUCAUAUGCUCGACGCGUUAGGUGUCUCCGCCUAGGUGAAGCAACCGGAGGUACCAUUGUGCGCUCGAGUUCGCCUCACGACCCACUGGCACGCAAAGUUCUCGCAAUUGAUAUCUCGGUAUUGGACGAACUCCUUGCGCGUACAGGCGGCCACCCUCUCUUUCCACGCCUACAGUACCUAUAUUUCCGGGACAUCGAAGAGACCUUGGUCCAUCUCGUUCUUCCGCUUUCGAGACUCCCACCUCUGACAGAUGUUGAGGUGUAUAUGUCUGCGCACGAUGGCAGCACGGAUUACGCAGCCUUUCUCGAACGCCUUCUCCCUGUCUGUCCGGACCUCCAAACCCUCUCCUUAACCGGUGACAACACACCGCCAGUGGAGCCAGAGCUUCUCAAAGCCAUCUCCGACGCCGCGUGUGCCUGUCGGUCAUUGAAGUCUGCGCACCUUCUCGACAUCGACCCCCGUGCCCUCGCCCAUCUUGCGAGAACGCGGAGCCUCAGCUCUCUGAAGAUUGGACUCAAUUCGCGGCUUGAAAAGGCACUGCAUCAACGGGCGGAUGUCGACAUACGCUGGGAUGAUGACAUCGUCCUUAGCGAUCUUGUCGUCGAGCCCGAGCUCUGCGGGCAGCUCGAGACGCUUCUGAAUGCGUUGCACGGAAAUCGCCUGAAGGUCGAACUCUUCCAUAUGACAUGUUACGAGGAGUGCGACUGCAGCCCCGGGAGAUCGGGAUGCGACCCACGAGUACGGAAUCUAGAACUCCUCGCGAAAGCCUUCGAUCCAGCGUACAUGAACGAAUUCGCCUACGUCCAAAGCUGCGACAUCCCAUUGGGGAGAGGAUCCGUACCCGCGUCUCAUGUCCUCCAACUAGCGACUGGAUAUCCGAAGCUCACAUGGCUCAUCGUCGAUUGUUGGGUUGCAUUGGCGGACGACGACCUGACCGACAUAGCGCGUGCGCUGCCUCAGCUCGAACUCCUCAUGCUGGACACGCGUUGCCCUCGCCCUGAGCUCUCGCGAACCACUCGGCGCGUCCGCACCUCUCUCGCGGCGCUCAAGUCCUUUGCGCACUACUGCCCCGACAUACGCUACUUGUCUUUCUGGGUCAAUGCGGCGCGCAUACCCAGUACCAGCCGAACGUCUCCGCUCAAAGCUAACGCGCGGCAGUCGGUACGCCUGCACUUCGCAGAGUCGAAGUUCACCGACGACUACGGCGUUGCUGGCUACCUGCGGCAUGUGUUCCCUGCGGGUUGCGAUAUCAUGCUUGAGCCGCCGGAAUACGAGGGCCUUGACGAUGAUUACGAUCCCCCAGAGGGAUACUCGGACGGAACGCACAAAUGGAUCGCAGUCAAGGAAGCGCUUCGCGUCUUAGAAAAGUAUACAUGAUCCUUUGUAUAAGUUGCAACCGGAGAAUUCCAUCUACCUAUCGUCGUGGCGGUAUGCCUUGCCUACUCGUGAUCGCGCGGAUUGCAUAUAAGCUAUUUUACACCAAUGCAGCCCUGUAUCGUCGCUUGUUUAGGAGUGCAGUGAGAAAUGAUUGUCCAAAUCCUGACGCACCCUCUUUAAUCAGAUAUCAUUCUCCGCGAGCACCUCCUCCAUCAUCCGCUUGAAUUUGGACAAAGGC
Schizophyllum commune H4-8 is the source of this 1943-nucleotide messenger RNA. RefSeq lists its product as uncharacterized. Lineage: Eukaryota; Fungi; Basidiomycota; Agaricomycetes; Agaricales; Schizophyllaceae. The record is from RefSeq and is a predicted model, not a curated record. The transcript has 2 exons. The coding region runs from base 29 to 1705 and encodes 558 amino acids.